CGAGUUCUAGAUACUUUUGUCUAGCGUUCGCCGCUCAGUCGCAAAAUCGUUUAGCGCCGAGACGGACGGCCAAGCCGUUGGGAAAUUAUUCGAAACAAAAUAAAAAAAUACGGGAAAAUCGCUGAAACAACAGCGAAGCGAAGACGACACGUCGAGUGUCUCUUGUUGUAACGUUGACGCGAGUGAAAAGCGCUUUUCUAUUUUCGCCUCAAGUGCAGCCUCCUCGCUGCUGCAAAACCCAAAAAAAAAAAACUGAAAAAAAUCGAGAAAAAAAUCCCCAGCAACGUUUCGCUUUUACACAAAAUAAACACUUGACGCGUUUGUCUUACUUUCUAAAAUAAAAUAAGAAAAUCCGCAAGAAGAUCUGAGAAAAGAAGCUAGACGACCGCGUUUUUGGGCGGGCCAAUUUUAGCCAGGUUGACAAAAUGCUGGCCCUCAAGGAGUGCCUCAUACGGGAGGGUGUUCUCAAUCUGGACAGCCCCGAAAAGUACCGGCCUUACCAUCUACACGGCAGCAAAAGCAGCGGUGCCAUGGAUUUUCCCCGAUAUCGCAAAACCAUUGCGGCCUCAAGUGACUUAUCCACAGCACCUGCCACUGCCAAAACCAGCUGCCAGCCACCUGAGCCACUAAAACAGAAGCAACCGCAGCAGCAGACCACCAAGGACUCGGAGGACUCCAGUUCGCAGAAGAGUGCUCCAGUCCAGUCGUAUCGUGGUCAGCAUCCGCACUUCCACCACCACACCACGCCCGCUUACUAUACGGAUCUCCAGCUGAGGAUACACACGCCGAAUGCAUCGGAUGUGGGCGCCUUGAACGAGAACUAUCGAAGUGUUUACAGUACGCCGAGCACCCAGCUGGUGGAGCAGCGAUCGUUUCCGAAGAGCUCCACGGCCACAAAGGAUCCACCGCUGCCCAUAAGCAAUCCGGCCAGGGGAACAUUUUUUCGUGGCGACUCUGCGUCCAGCGACAGCCACUCAAGACUCCGCCGGAGUCAGCAGAGAACCGGCAGCGAGGGACGCUUCUUCAGAUACUCUCAGGGAUCUGCGAGCCCUACCAAAGGUGAACCUCCAUUCGGCCACGAAGGUGGUGCGCAGCCACCCGUUGUCGCCAGUCACUCCCCCAUCACAUCCACCAGCACCACCACCAUCAGUAGUUGUAACCCCGUAGAGCAGGCUAGUCCACCACCAAACGUAGUUAAUCCCAGCGGAUCCGGUCGCAACAGCCGGCACAAGCAGCGUUUCCAGAGUCGAUCUCGGCGAGCGGUGCGCGUGCGCAGUGAAUCGCGUCCAAUUAGCGCCCUCUACGACAUAAUAUGCAAGGAGAAGAACCUGGAAAACAGCAGCAGCAGCAGCAGCAACGAGCAGGAAAAGAAGAGGGAUCAGGAGCAGCCUAAGGCCACAACCGACAAGCUGGCGACCUUUUGGCCCCUGCACCAUCACUACCUCAAUCCCCCGAUGAGCAGCGGCAACUCGGGCGGCAGUAGCGGCAAUCCCAAGCAGCAGCAGCAACAGCAGCAAGAGCAGCUGGGACACCAGCAACAUCUUGUGCUAGGAGCAUCCAAGGAGUUGCCCGCGGGCAGCAGCAGCAGCAGCGAUGAAGAGGGAUCGUUGCGCACUCUGCACUCCAGUCGCAAGGUGACCAAUCUGAAUGCCAAGGCCACCUCUCUGCCACCCGAGGAAGGACUCUUGGGUGAUGUCUCCCUUGAGUCGUCCUCCAACCGACUGAGUCUGCGACUGGCCAGGAGCCUGGAGCCCUCAGUCCGUAAUAUCACUGCAUCCGCUUCCCAGGAAGUGCAGAGCUACGAUGCGGGGGAGCCCGUGAAUACCAAUCGAUUGUUUGUGGAACCCCCCAAGAUAGCACUGUCUGUCAUCAGAAACACGCUCGUCGAUCACGACCUGGAGAUCGAGGAGUGCGACAGCACCACCCAGUUGGGUCAGGAGGAUGUCUACGAUACCCUCGAACGCUGGAGUCUCGGGCUCUGCGCGGAGCCGCAGCUAUUGAACGGCGCGAAUGGUUACGAUCAAUCUGAUCCCGAAGCCGACCAUCAAACCGAUCAUCAGCAUGCACAUCAAUCAUUGCCAGUAGAACCCAAGUCUCAUCAUCACCAGCCCCACCAGGCCACCAAUGCGCGCAGAUUCAUAACGCGCACCACGCGUUCCGCCAGUCGCCAGAGUUCCGCCGGACACUCCCCGCCUCCGCCGCUGCAUCGCAGUGACGACUCCUCCAGCAGUUCACCCUCACCCAGCCGCAGACGGAAUAAGCCAGGUGGUGCUCCUGCCGCCACCGAUCCACCAUCCUCGUCGGCGAACGGGAAUAGCUCCGCCUAUGAGACGGCAGCCACCACUGUGAUGACCCAAGACCAGCAGCGACAUCCUCCAGUUGAAGUUCCUACGGCUCUAACCGUCGAGCCAACCCAACCAGAAGACAUCGUCCCGGGCGCCUGCCCCACUGCAUCUGCCCACUCAGCAGCCAGCCAAAGUCGAGGAAAAGCUGGCAAAUGCAGUAUUAAUUGCACCUACAGUCACAGCCACAGCCACAGCACCAACAACAACUGCAACGCGCGGCAACGCAACAGCAACAACAGCAACAACACCAGCAGCAUCAGCAGCAAAAGCACCUGCAACAACAAUAGCAAACAGCAACACGCCACGCCCAUGCCGCCCCUAGCCAAUGCCAACAAAGCCCCGUUAAUUGUGCUUAAGACAGCCGCAUCUGCAGCAGCAACAUCCAUUGCCGCAGCAGCAACAGCAGCCACAUCCACCGGCACGGCAGCAACAUCUGCUGCAGGUUCGCCCACCAAGCGUCGCAAGAAUCCGCUGUCGCCGCUGCUCCUUGGCAGCCAGUGCCAGUCCACCAUUGCGCCUCCGCAGGCCAUUGCCAGUCCGCUCCUGAGCGGCGGCAGCUGCUCCUCCUCGACCACCUCGCCCCAAUCCUCGCCAGCGGUUCGCACCACCAAGGCGAGUCGUCUGCGCGCCGCCGCGCUUGAUAAAAAGAAGGAAGAGGAGCAGCGCCAGCGCUACAGCUCACCGGCAUCCCCAAGAGCCUCCAGCAACGGAGGACCUCAAGCACAUCCACAUCGUCGUCUAAGCAGCUCGGAGCUGUCGCCCAAGUCGCCAGGUGCCAGUGGAUUCACCUCGGAGCCAGUCGCUUCAGCCACCGCCAACAAAGUCCCGGCGAGAUCUGCCUCCCAUCCUGUGGACACACCGCCCACUCAAAGGCGACAGCCUUUGGUGGCCGUGAGUUCGGACGUCUCCAUGAAGCAGAGUCUCAGUGAACUGCACUUUACGGGCGGAGCAAUCAGUCCGCCCAAGGCUACGGCGGAAUGCACUCUUAGGAUGCGACCACGUAGCUCCACGUUGAGCACCGAGAACACGGAGAAUGGCCGACGUGACCACUUGGCUAAUCUGCAACUAAGUCCAGUGCAAAAGCAAAAGCGAACGCCCGAAGUAUCGCCACGUCGUUUGGGAGAUCGCGACAAGUCGGCCAAACGGAAAUCGAAUUUGAAUCGUUCGUUGACCGAGGAAGCCACCAAGGAUGGCGAUGAGGUUGCCUCCUCGACCCGUCGACGCCGACGUCGCGAACUGGGAAUGGCGCGUCCACUGGUGCCAGGCGAUGAUGAAGCCCUGAGAGAUUUGCUAACGCCGCAGAAGAGUUCCUGCAGCGAGUCAACCCACUCCAUAUCCGAACCCUUACUGAAGUUUCUACCAGCCGUUCGUCAUCCGGAGGUCCCAGUACGCACCAUGACUGCUGUGCUGCCUGCACCACGACCUUUGCAUGCCCCUGUGGCACGCAACGUCUCCCAGAAGUUCAAUGAAAGGACCAAAACCGAUCUGGCAGAGAUCAAGAAGAUUGCCGAGCAAUCGGAUGCGUUGCAGCAACAGCCUUCGGUGGAUGAUAACCAGAAAAUGUCAGCCAUAAUGCGCAGGAAGAGCACGGAUGAGGGUGGAGCCGCUUUGGGGGCAACGAACCAGAAUUCACCACCUGCCCCAAACCAAAUUGUAUCCAUUCUGAAGAAGAAGGAGCAUGGACUGGGCGAGUGCAACUCCAGUGCUUCGAGCAAUCCCUCGCCGGUAACCUUCUCCUCUAGCGUGGUGGAUCAUCCGUUGGCUGGAGCUGGUCGGUGCAAACGGCAGGGAAUACUCAAAAAGAGAUCGAGUCUAGAUGAAUCACGCUACUACUCCCGGUCCCAUUCACCCGACGAACGAAGUAUUUUAAUUAAAUCGGCCAGGAGGAAUUCUCUGGAGGAAGCGGGCACUGGAUUGAGUCCGGCCCAGGCCCAUGGAAUUCUGAAGCAGAGCAGCUACGACAGCAGCAAGAGCGAUGGUUGCCCCUCGGCCACGGAGAGCCAGCCACACAGCAUCCUAAAGAAGAAGGACUCGCUAUCCACACCCUCGGAUGGCGGAUGUCACAAGCAUGUUUCUAUUUCGCAAGCUGUCACCUUGGCUGCAGCUGAACUGGCCGCCCAUGAUGGAAUCCCCUUCGAUGAUGGCGAGGAGCAUGAGAUACGACCCAUCCUAAAGCAGGAGAGCACCUCCAGCGAGGAGGCUGUGCGUCCGCCAAAGCCCAUACUCAAAAAGAAGUCAUUCGGCGAGGCGGACGAACAUGAAAUACGUCCCAUACUGAAGAGCUCUCGUAAAAGCAGUCGAGAGGAGUUCGAUUUGAGUGGCUUUGAAAACGAGGCCAAUGAUUCCCUAUCGUCAAUCCUAAAGACAGACUCGCCGUCCAAGCGUCGGUCGCUCGGUUCCGCAUUGCAUGAUUUGGAUGAGUCCAACACGUCUCCGAGCCUGCUAAAGAGGCGUACCCGUUCGCUGGAACGCCAAGAUGUCCAGCCUGGUAUGAAUUUGGCAGCUGCCCUGGACGCCAUCGCCACCUCGCAGGCUGCUCCCAGCACACCAGUGGACUUCGUGACCACGCCAUCAAGCAUAUCGGUGGCGGAGCGGAUUAAGCGCAUGGAGCUGCUGUCAACGCCCACUUCCCGUGCGGCGGGUGGGGCCAACAGCAGCUGGGAAUCGCCACUGCAGGCCUCGUCAUCGGACCAUGGAGGACCCACCACCCCUAGGGUGCUCAAGCCAAGUGUGCUGCGCAGGGAUUUGCAGAGGGAGCGGUACAAAACGCAGCCUGUGACCAACGAGGAGAUGAGCUUCUUCAAAGCCAACUCCGCGCCCUUCGACAUCUCGGCCACAUCGGCCUUCAAGCCCACCAAGCCGCUGGACAUCCGCUUGACCCACGCACCGCACCCACCGCUGAUCUCCCCGAUAACCGGACAGCCACUGAGCCACGUGCCCGCCCCACUGCUGCUGUCCUCGUCGACGAACUCAGGAGCGGGAUCCUCGUUCCGCCUGGCACGCAGCUCCACCCAGCCGCUGCAGUCGCCGCGAGUUGUCCACCUGGCCGGUCAGGCUACUGGUGGCCCCGCCUUGGCGCAAUCCUCGCUGCUGGCACGCCAGAACUCGGUCAACGACAGCAUCAAUCUCAGCGAGCAGCUAACCCUCUCCAUCGGCACAGACAGCGAGCACAUCUUUGAGAUGUCCGCUUUGGAGGAGGACUCGGCCAUCCAGUCGCUGAGCGACGAGACAGCCGCUUCCGCUUCCGCAUCUGCAUCUGCAAACUCCACCUCCACGACCACCGCAACCACCAUGACACCGCCCAGUGGCCUAACGCGCAGCAACAGCGUUCGGGCCAGGGCCAAUAUGUUCCAGCAACUGCAGGAGCAGUCGCGCAACCAACGGGCAACGGGAGCCUCCCGUCAAUCUCCACCAGCGCCAGCGGAGGUGUCUUCAAGUGCUGCCGACAAUUCCUUACAGAGUGACGAGCGGUCCACGCCAAACGCCACGAUGGAUGCGGAAUUCGAACCCUCAUCCCUGUCGCUGGCUGAGCGGCUGGCCUUCUUCAGCAAUCUUUGCGAGAGCGGCGGAGGAGGUGGGAGUGCCAGCGCCAGCGGAAGAUACCGCAGUCGCACCAGCAGCUACUCGAGGAGUCCGCCCGUCGAUCGCACCACUCCCAGGAGCAGCACCACCGCCAGCAGUACAAGUGUGACGCCCACGCCCAUGGACUACUCCCCGAUUCCACACGACAAGGAGCCCUCCAGUCUCACGCUAGAGAGCAUCAUCGAGCCCGAGCAGGAGGAGGUCAGGGAGCAGGUCGGCCAGGAGGAGGUCAAGUUGAGGAAGAAGCAGCCACUCCUGAGGGAAUCUUCCCAGCACAAUGGCUUCCACGUGCUAACCAGGUCCGCCACCGAGCCGCCAUCGUCCACGUUGCCCCUGCCCAUAAGCUGUAGGACUGUAGGAAAGCUAGUCCUGCCAGAUACCUUCCGCGGCGAUCGCAACAAUAACAGCAGCACUAAAAGUGGCAGCACCAGCUGGAGCAGCUCUUGCAUGGUCAAGCUGCAGAACUUGGAGCCCGUAAGCCUGUCCGUUCACUCCCGCACCAUUGGCAAGGUGAAGUCUCCGUUUAUAGAAAAGCAGCAGGAGAAGCCGCAUGCCGAGAAGCUGACGAACGGCAUCAGCGACAGUGGCUCGGACUCGGGCAAGGAAAACUGCGCCUCCAACGAGCAGGAGCAUCUGCAGCACCAGCCGAGCCAGCAGACCCAGCAGUCGCAGGAUGAGGAUCGAGCUCCGCCCAGGGUGUCCGAGAUGCGGAGGAAAAUCAGCCGACUGGUGCAACAGCAGCAGACGCAACCACAGCCCGUCAAUCGGCGGCACACCACCGAGAUCACCUCCGUGACCAUAGGACUGCGAUCCCCCAAUGUGGACGAUCGCUUUGCCAAGUACUUUGGUGUUAAGGAGAGCGGCAACAGCACGACCACCCUGCAGAAAACACAAUCGCUGCCACCCAGCCAAGUGGAGGCCACCAAUGCGCACGUGAAACUGCCGCAGAUCACUACCGUGGUUUCCAAACGGCGGGAGCUGCUCAAGAGGACGCGACCCCUGUCCAUGGAUCACUACUCCAGCGGCUGCACCAGUCCCACAGCCAUGCCAAGUCCCAAGAGAGCACAUUCGCCCGUCGGCCGGCGGAAGGUCGCCAUUUCCAGCAUCGAGGACAUUGAGGUUACCCCCGAUGAGCUCCGCUCCGCUGGCAGGAACUUCAAGCUGUUGUACGGCGAGUUACUGGGCUGAAAAAUUGUCUAUUUUGGCCAAGCAUUCAAAAUUUCCCAAUUUUUCAAAUUUCCCAAAACCCCUGCUUUCACUUACGAACACAAAAAUAUCGCUCUCUUCGUGUGGGUCCGCGCUCAGUGUGAUAGAUGCGUCCGAUCCCAAUUGCAAGCUAUUAACUAUCUAUUAGUCUCAUAGUAAUCCCAAAAAAGAAAACAAAAAGAACGAAUCGAAAAUUCCACAGAUAUGUCAAGCGAAAACGAAACUAAUAAAUGAAAAAACGAUGUAUGUUAGGAAUGUAUUUAAACCAAGAGACAGUUUUAUUCCCAACGGCUCGUAUAUUAUGUCUGGCCAGCAAAGCCUUCCAGUUUACAUUUAUCCUAUAUUAUUAUGCCGAACUGCUUUUGUGCUUAUUUAUACAUAAUACACUACUUUUUAUUUACAUUUAAAAACGAAUUGUACCUUAAACGGAAUUAUAUUAUGAUGAGUAUGUAUUACAUUUAUUAUUAUUAUUGUAAUAUUUAAUUAAUGGAAGUUGUUAAACCAAGAAAAUAAAUCCAAGAAAUGUGCUAAAGAA
Molecule: messenger RNA, 7668 nt
Organism: Drosophila erecta
Lineage: Eukaryota; Metazoa; Arthropoda; Insecta; Diptera; Drosophilidae
Product: mucin-12
Exons: 10
Coding region: 426-7115 (2229 amino acids)
Source: RefSeq, a predicted model, not a curated record